Nematolebias whitei (Rio pearlfish) is the source of this 2981-nucleotide messenger RNA. RefSeq names its product dihydrolipoamide S-acetyltransferase (E2 component of pyruvate dehydrogenase complex) (gene dlat). Gene Ontology annotation, cellular component: pyruvate dehydrogenase complex. The transcript has 14 exons. Gene Ontology annotation, molecular function: dihydrolipoyllysine-residue acetyltransferase activity. The record is from RefSeq and is a predicted model, not a curated record. Gene Ontology annotation, biological process: pyruvate decarboxylation to acetyl-CoA. Bases 150 to 2078 code for a protein of 642 amino acids. Lineage: Eukaryota; Metazoa; Chordata; Actinopteri; Cyprinodontiformes; Rivulidae.
GUGUGGUUUUUUUUUUUUUGACAGGAGGUCAUUGGAAAGUGAGGAGUAAAGUCGGAGCCCAGGAGUUCCCAGUGCCAGCUGUAUUCUCAUGCGGCUGUGAGGCGGAUCCGUUAUUUACCGACCCGGUGUAGAGCGUCGACCGCUGCGAAAUGCUCCGUUUAAUCCUGCGGCUCAGGCCGGCUCCCGGUGGCCCGGGUCUCCGCGUCCUCCCGGCGGCUGGGCCUGCCGCUGCGCUCAGCUCGCGCUCCGUUUCCGGAACCGGGUGUCUCAGGCGGCUCCACUGUGGAGAGGGGUCCCGAACCGUGUCCCUGGGUUCGGGCUUCAGUUACAGGACGACCUGGCUGCGGUGUCCCCGCCUGGCUGGCUGUCGGAACCAGCGGUUCUACAGUCUGCCGCCCCACCAGAAGGUGGAGCUUCCUGCUCUCUCACCCACCAUGCAGACAGGAACGAUCGCUCGCUGGGAGAAGAAGGAGGGCGAUAAAAUCAGUGAGGGCGACCUAAUAGCUGAGGUCGAGACCGAUAAGGCCACGGUGGGUUUUGAGAUGCUGGAGGAGUGCUACCUGGCAAAGAUCCUGGUUCCUGAAGGCACCAGAGACGUCAACGUCGGCUCAGUCAUCUGCAUCACCGUUGAAAACCCGGACCUCAUCGACGCUUUUAAAGAUGUAACGUUGGACUCCGUUAAAUCCGCCGGUGCUGCUCCUUCACCUGCUGCCUCUGCUCCUCCUCCUCCAGCUGCUGCAGCUCCUCCUCCUGCUGCACCGGGCAGCUCCUACCCCCCACACUUGAAGAUUCCUCUUCCUGCCCUCUCUCCCACCAUGACGAUGGGGACGGUGCAGCGCUGGGAGAAGAAAGUGGGUGAGAAGCUGAGUGAAGGCGAUCUGCUGGCUGAGAUCGAGACAGACAAGGCGACCAUCGGCUUUGAGGUGCAGGAGGAAGGUUACCUGGCUAAAAUCCUGGUGGCAGAGGGAACUCGGGACGUUCCUCUGGGAACGCCGCUCUGCAUCAUCGUGGAAAAAGAGAGCGACAUCGCUUCCUUCAAGGAUUACGUGGAGACUGGGUUGGCGGAGGUGUCUGCGCCUCCUCCCCCUCCUCCUCCAGCUCCUGCUCCUGCUCCUGCAGCGGCUGCAGUUCCCGGUGCCGCUCCAGCAGCUGCUGCUCCGGCAGCACCGAGGAAAGGCCGCGUGUUCGCCAGCCCACUCGCCAAGAAGCUCGCUGCUGAGAAGGGAGUGCAGCUGGCUCAAGUCAGCGGUUCUGGUCCUGACGGACGCGUCACCAGGAAGGAUAUCGAGAGCUUCGUUCCACCAAAGGCAGCUCCUACUGCUGCUGCUCCGGCUGCUGCCCGAGCCGCUGCGCCCCCCGCCGCUGCAGCAGCUGCUCCGGCCGGCACCUUCACAGACGUCCCCAUCAGCAACAUCCGCCGGGUCAUCGCCCAGAGGUUAAUGCAGUCCAAACAAACCAUCCCCCACUACUACCUGUCUGUAGAUGUCAGCAUGGACCGGGUGCUGGAGCUGCGGACCGAGCUGAACGAGGAGGUCAAAUCCCAGAACAUCAAACUCAGCGUGAACGAUUUCAUCAUCAAGGCCAGCGCCCUGGCCUGCCUCAAGGUUCCCGAGUGCAACUCCUCGUGGCUGGACACGGUCAUUCGCCAGAACCACGUGGUGGACAUGAGCGUGGCGGUGAGCACAGCUAACGGCCUCAUCACGCCCAUCGUGUUCAAUGCCCACGUCAAAGGCCUGGCCGCCAUCAGUGCCGACGUGUCGGCCCUUGCUGCCAAAGCAAGAGACGGCAAACUGCAGCCGCACGAGUUCCAGGGAGGAACGUUCACCAUCUCUAACUUGGGGAUGUUUGGGAUCAAGAACUUCUCUGCGAUCAUCAACCCUCCUCAGGCGUGCAUCCUGGCCGUGGGAGGCUCCGAGAAGCGCCUGAUGCCCGCUGACAACGAGAAAGGGUUCGACGUGGCCAGCAUGAUGUCGGUGACGCUGAGCUGCGACCACCGGGUGGUGGACGGGGCGGUCGGCGCACAGUGGCUCGCGGAGUUCCGCAGGUUCCUGGAGAGACCCGUCACCAUGUUGUUGUGACGAGACGGUGCCGCCACGGGCUGAGAGGCCUCCUACUGACGAGACGGGACCGCUCCAGACCUUCCCGCCACCAGGUCACUCCCAGAUCACCUGAAGGGGAGGAGGCAGAACUCACUCCGCUUUUACCUGUCUGUCUGUCUGUCUGUCUGUCGCCCCCAUUCACCAUUCAUCUAUUUAUUCUGGCCUAAUCUGAUGAGAAACACGUUUAAUUUAAUUUAUCUGCAGGGGAAUAAAGUCCACCUGUGAGUCUGAAACAUUAAAAAUGUUUUGUUAAAGUGUUACAUGUUCCACCAGGAUGUGUCCCAUCGAGUGUGUGUGUGUGUGUGUGUGUGUGUGUGGGGGGGUUACAUACUCUUCUCUUUGUGUUGAGAUGAACCAGAAAGUAGGAAGUGCCAUGGUUUUAAGUAAAGAGUUAUAGUUUUUGUUUAUUUGCAGGCAAGAACAGAGACAGUCACACAGACACACACACAUUGUGUUUGUGUUAAAGCUGCCGUGUGUGUGUGUGUCGUUGGACUCGGUGCUGUAUGUUUCUGUACCUGACGGUGAGCUGUCUCGUCUCCAUGGAGACCAUUUAACGUCCUGAGUGACGACGGCUCCUCACAACGAACUGAUUCUGUCUCCAGUCCGUUUUUAUUUUCUUCUCUCAGAAAUCUUUGUCCUGUCGGCUGCGACGCACAAACAAACCAGAUGUUCUUUGAAUAAAGUCGGAGUGAACCUCGUGGUUUGGGAUGCCGUCUGUAGACUUUAUGGUGAGGCUCCGGAUGUUCAGGUGAAACGGUUCCUGACGAUGCGACCCCGACAUGCAGAACAGGAGAACCUGCAGACGGCUCCAGUCGAGAUCACUUCCUGCUCAGCUGGUGCUUUGACUUCAUGUUGACCCAGACUAAAUAAAACUGAUCUGUU